AUGCGCACCUCCACGCUGCACGGUCAGACAAUUUCCGAGUAUCCACGGGGGCCGCAUAUCCCGCCUGCAGAUGCCACUGCCACCGCGGCGGCCAUGCGCCUCGCUGCUGCGCGUCUUUCCGUAGCCCCCCUGGCCCUGCCGUCGCCCGAGCACGAGCUCACGGAUCCCAUGCGCGGCUUUACUGCGACCAUCCCGGGCUCGCAUCCGCACGAACUGUUCCCGCGUGUGGACACCCCGCUACUGUCCCCGAACACGAUCCGGAAGACGCGCCUGAGCAGCUUUUGGCAAGGCACACAGGAUGUUGAGGACGCUCCGGCGCACCCAGGGACGUCGCUGGCCACCAUUCAAGCGAGCCCGCCCGACUCGAUCGCAGGGGGUGAGGCACAGGAAGCACAGGAGGGUGCUCUCGCCGGUGACCGCGCUGGUCAGACGAGCGUGGGCAUUGAGAUGUCGCGGGCGCGCAAAUGCGGACUGAGGUCCGACAAGGUGGAGUACGAGGGCGGUACAGCGGUCGUGGUGCGCAGGAAGAAGUCGAAGGCAAUCGAGUCCGCGCGCGCGGGAUGGGUGAAGAGCUCGAGGGCAGCAGUCCGCUCGAGCGAGCAGUCGCCGACUUCGCCCUCGUCAAUGCACGCCACCGCCACCCUUACGUGGCCACUGUCCCCCUCUGGCGAAACCGACCCGCGCGAACGGGCCUGCCGGCGUGCAGCUUGUCGUUCGCCGCGCCAGACGUCUUCGUUCGCCUCGACGGUUCGACCACACGCUUAUGUGCUCUCCCCCGCGCGAUUCGCGCAUCUGGCGGCGAUUGGCGUCGUGGAACCCCGCGCGAAGGCACCACGCAUGCAUAGUAUAUCUUUUGCGAGCUCCGAAUGGGUGCUCAACUCACGUGCUCGCGGCCUUCAGUGGUACACUCGAUAG
This is a messenger RNA of Trametes versicolor FP-101664 SS1, 915 nucleotides long. RefSeq lists its product as uncharacterized. The transcript has 3 exons. The coding region runs from base 1 to 915 and encodes 304 amino acids. NCBI's taxonomy places the organism in Eukaryota, Fungi, Basidiomycota, Agaricomycetes, Polyporales, Polyporaceae. The record is from RefSeq and is a predicted model, not a curated record.